Messenger RNA from Micropterus salmoides (largemouth bass), 2668 nucleotides. RefSeq names its product tripartite motif containing 69 (gene trim69). Gene Ontology annotation, molecular function: zinc ion binding; protein binding. The transcript is spliced from 6 exons. Bases 311 to 1960 code for a protein of 549 amino acids. NCBI's taxonomy places the organism in Eukaryota, Metazoa, Chordata, Actinopteri, Centrarchiformes, Centrarchidae. The record is from RefSeq and is a predicted model, not a curated record.
AGGACUUUCUUGCAGUUACUGUGCAGACUUCACUAAACAAACAGGCCUAGGAUAGAAUAUCCAUGGUCCGCCUUGGUUUUCUGACUAAGAUGUGACGUCAGUCUGGAGGGAAAAGGGGGGCCCACUGAGAUCCCCUCACUAUCUGCCAAGGAUGUGAGAGGCUGUUGCUGCUUCUGCACCACCCCCUUCAUUUCCCCACAAUCAACAGGAAGACUGGAGGCCAAAGAGAGCGGCCACACUCUUCAGGAGAGGAAGGACGUAGAGGUCCAGCUGUACAGUCAGAACAAAGGAAAACAAUCAAGGCAAAGGAAUGAGCAAGAAUCAGAAAGAAGUGAAGAAAAUUCAGUCAGUUUAUCUGCAGAACUUGGAAAAACUAAACCACGGGAUAAAGCCAGACAAGAAAAAUUGGAAACCAAAGGACGGAGACUUUGCUGUGCAAACAGCGAUGGAAAAGCUGCGACAGCCUCCCAUAGGUGGAAAAGUAACCAAAAGCUCAGCUCACAGAAUCAGCAGAGAUCUUACCUGCUCCAUCUGCUUGGAUCUUUUCAAGCAGCCGGUGUCCUUGCCCUGUGAUCACACCUUCUGCCAGGGGUGUAUUGAGGGUUACUGGAGCGGUCCCCGGGGCCCCGGACAGGGAGGCACAGGCUCCUGCCCUCAGUGCAGGAAGGUGUACCCCGGACAAAGCUACAGGCCCAAUCGCAUCGUUGCCAACAUAGUGGAAAGCUACUGUCAGGGUCUGGAGGAGAGCGGGACUGGAGCCCACCUGGCAGAUGUUGGGGUGACAGAGAGAGUUGCUGCUCUGGUGCCACGCUGCAGCAGACACAUAGAGGAGCUGAAGCUUUACUGUGAGGAGGACCAGGAGCUGGUGUGUCUGGUGUGUGGUCUCUCCCAGGAGCACAGAAAUCAUACCAUGGUGUGUGUCCAGGAGGCUGAACAGAAGUACAGGGCGUCCCUUAACAGCACCAUGGAUUCCCUUAAAGUUGAGCUCAACACAGCGCUGCAGUGUGACAGGGAAGCCGAGGACGAGGUUAAAAAGCUCAAGGAGCACACCGCUGACCUGAAGCAGCGCAUUGAGGCCCAGUUCAGCGACCUGCACCAGUUCCUGUACCAGGAGGAGAAGCUGCUGCAGGUGAAGCUGAAGACAGAAGAAAGGAGAGAGCUGAUCCGACUGGACGAGCACAAGGCCCUGCUGUGCGUGGAGAUCUCUCGUCUGCAGAGAGCCGUCCACGAGAUAGAGGACAAGCUGAAAGAGCAGAACCCGUUCACUCUGCUCCGGAGCAUCAAAGUCCUGCUCCAGAGGCCUUCGCUGAAGUUUGAGAAACCUACGUUUACACCGCCCAGUCUGUGCGAGGGUCGGUUUGCAGGGCCCCUGCAGUACAGAGUGUGGAAAUCCAUGAAAGGAAGCAUUUAUCCAGUUCCAGCAGCCAUCACAUUUAACUCCAGCACAGCCAACCCAUGGCUCAGCCUGACCUCCUCCCUCACCUGCGUUCGCUACCAAACCUUUAACCACACCGUGCAGGACAACCCCUACAGGUUCAACGCUGCCCUGUCACUACUCGGAAGCCAGGGCUUCACCCACGGACGCCACUAUUGGGAGAUUGAAGUUUACAGCAGCACGGUCUGGACUGUGGGGGUGGCCCGAGAGUCAGUGCCCAGAAAAGGUGUCAUCAAAGCCCUCCCAGCCAAUGGCUUCUGGACCCUCUCCCUCUCUUAUGGUAUACAGUACAUGGCCGGCACUUCACCCCCAACCGUCCUGUCCCUUGAGGAGCCACUGGCAAGGAUUGGCGUGUACUUGGACUACAAGAGGGGCCUGGUGUCCUUCUACAACGCAGAGAGCAUGACACACCUAUACACCUUCAGGGAGACCUUCACCGAGACGCUGUACCCUUACUUCAACUUGGGCUUUCUGGAUAAAGUGCAUGAAAAUGAGCCUCUCAAAGUUUUCUUACCAAAGAUUUAAAGAAAAAACAGUGCCAAAAAUACAAAUGAAAGGGUAACAAAAAGGGAAGAAAGUUACCGGUCAAACAUGAAAAGCACCUCUUUUUUUGAGAUGACGUAUUUUGGUCGCUGAUAUAAAUAAGAUUUAAUAAACUACAACUAAUAUCUUUACACUUUCUUUUGUACAGAAUUAGAUAAUACAUUAGAUUUGUAAUUGUGCAGUGUACAUUUGAUAUUUGAAGUAUCUGUUGAAUAGAAAACUCUGUAUCUUAAAGGGGCCUUGUGGAGUUUUUUGUAAACAAAGCGUUACUUAUGCAGCUUGCAGUCUUCUUCCUUCCUGCCUUUUUUUUGGCAUUGCAGCCUAUCUCAGCGUGUUACUGCCACCUGUUGAUCAGUGGAGUAGUGUGACACCACUGAUGGGACUGUAUAUGCACCCCUAAACAAAACAGGGACCCACUCAUAGAUAAACAGCUCCAUUGUGUUACUAGAGGUCUAAAACUCCACAGGGAACCUUUAAGUAACAUUUUUGUAACACAUUGUUCAGUUUGUAGACUGGAUCUACUGCCGCACAUUUCAUUUCAGAGAAGCUGUGCUUCAGUGAAGAAUGUGAAACUGUCUGGUUACCUGAGAUUUAUGUAGUACGCUAUUAUGGUUAUUUUCAUAAUUCAAUAAUCUUGCUUGUGCAUGAUACACUAAUACAUUCAAUAAAAUAUCUUUAUAAUCUAUGAAA